Molecule: messenger RNA, 3649 nt
Organism: Pyrus x bretschneideri (Chinese white pear)
Lineage: Eukaryota; Viridiplantae; Streptophyta; Magnoliopsida; Rosales; Rosaceae
Product: mogroside IE synthase-like
Exons: 2
Coding region: 2151-3533 (460 amino acids)
Molecular function (GO): UDP-glycosyltransferase activity
Source: RefSeq, a predicted model, not a curated record
UCACACCCCAAUUCCCCCUUCUUCCCCGUGUCUUCCUCCCCUCAAUACUCUCAAACACUCUUAUUACUUCAACUCCCUCAAUUAUCUGAAACCUUGUAUCCCUUCUCUUCUCUGGAACGAAGGCCACAGACCACCCCCAUGAUACCAUCCUAAACCUCCGUUUAAAUCGUACCUAUAAAACCCUCAAAUUAAGCUUAUACGUGGGCUGGGAAAUCGAAUGGUGGUGCUGCAUGUCCAGUUUGAGGACGGAAUGGAGCUGAACAAGGAGCUUCAUAGUUCUCACCGAAUUCAGGGAGGAACUCAGGUAUCAUCUGUAAAAGUAUGAGUAUGAAACAUAUAAUAGGACCGGUUAUAGCGUUUGAGAUUGAUAUGGAAAAGUCUUGUUAAAAGCUGUUUUGGUUAUCCUUGUGGGUUUCAGGAUAACAGAAUAGAAUAUAGCCUAAUUCUUUUGGGAUUAGAAUUUAGUAUUGAGUUAUAUUUGGACUCAUGAUUCCUUAUGGUUUAUAUAGUUUGAAUCCUAGACGCAUUCUGAUAGGGAAUAGUCGAAGGAACACUAUAUAUAGUUCAAACCGCUGCUCUUGCAAAGGUACGGUUCAUUUAGUCCAAGGCCUAUUGAUUGUAAGAGCCAUUGGUUUUGCAAAAGAGGAGAAGGUUUUGAACACAAGAAGCUGCAAUGGCUUCAUCAUCAGGUCCGAAUUCUGCAGGUAAGUUUUCAAGGUUCCUUGUUCUUGUGUUUACUUGGUUCGUGGUUCUAUGCAAAUUGUGAUUCAAUUAGAUGAACCCAUUUUCCUAGAUGGUAGUUUACAAACUUGUUCCUACAUCAUCGUCAAGCCCUGCAUGUUACGAAUCGACUUGGAAUCUGGUGUUCUGGGGGUAAGCUUCUAAGAUUUUAGUAGGGAAAAUUACUGCAAAUGAGAGAGAUUUGAAGGAUUAAGCCUCUGCAUGUAUUGGUGUUAUUAUUUCCAGAAAACCAGCAGAGGAAAUCCAGUGAAAGUCUUGUCGCAUCGAAGUGAAUUUGACUCGAUUUCAUCUGUUAUGACGCCCUGAGGAAAUUAUCUGAAUGUCUGGUGAAAUUCUAGUGCGAACCCAUGUGAAACCGAGGUGUUUCACCUCUGUGCGUUAUCUGCAAUCAGUUCCAGAAACCAGCGAACCCACACCCACACCAGUGCAACUCCGGUGAAAUCUGAGACAAAUCUACCCUCUUUCAUCUUUAAUCUGUGACUGGGUAAUUCCUAAACCCUUAUUUGGUGUUAUGAGCGAAUUUGGGAUGUAAAUCCAUGUAGGAAAUGAGCUCAUUUUAAUUUCUGUGGAGUUCCGGUUAGUUAACGAUUCUCCGGCGAGCUCCAGCGACGGCGAACAGUGCCACUGUUAACUUUAACAGUGACAGGCGGUGAUUCCUGUUAAAUUUAACGAAAUCUUCAACGGAAAAGGUGUAUAUUCCGUUACUCAUAUUAGGUGUUAGAAUUUGUACAAUGCUAGGGAUUGGAUCCCUCCCUGGGGAUCUUAGGGAUCAACGCACAUGGACUGUAGAUCAAAAAUCGUGUGACCAUAAUUUUUUCCUUUUUUGUAUUUUUCACGCAAAAUGAGGUUACUUUACUUUUUAAAAAUAUAAAAAGCAUUUAAGUUAUUAACUUUUUAACAUACAUAUUCCACCAUUUAUAUAACGACUCGUGGUGUACUACCUAGUGCCUGUCACACUGAAAAUUCUUUCUUAAAGGGGGUCUCUGUUUUUAGCCGUUGGAUCAAAUUUCAAGGACCCCGAUUGGUGGAUGUAGUGGAAAGGGAUCCGAGGAUCCCUUUUUGUUUUCAAGAGCCAUAUUUCUCUUUUGGAUAAUAUUACUAAAUUUAGAGAAAAAAAUUGCAUCAAAGAGACGAUACAUCAAAGAGACGUCUCUCUAGCAUUAACUCUCUCUUUUUGGACCUUUUAAUAUGCAUCAAAGAGACGUAUCCAACUUACUUUGGUUCAAAACGAAGAACCUUCCAAAUUGUCCUGUGUGUAAAGAUGUGACUUGCCUGACAAGGAAUCAACAUCUGCAGUUUCGUGGACUGAUUGUGCACUUAAUCUUCAUACUCCUAUAUAAUUGGCUUCUACAUUUUCUCCUAAAUAUUCAAACACAUUUCCUAGCAAGGCUUCUAAUUUAGAGCAGAAAAUGGAGAAAGGACAACUGAGAGCCUACAAGGCUCACUGCUUGAUCUUACCCUAUCCGAGCCAAGGCCACAUGAAUCCGAUGCUCCAAUUUGCCAAGCUUCUAGAUCACAAAGGAGUGAGAGUCACACUCGUGACGACUCGCUUUCUCUACAAGACAAUGCACAGCUCAGCAUUGAGCAGCACAGCUUGGGAGACCAUCUCCGAUGGCUUCGAUGAUGCUGGACAAGGGGACACAAACACAGACAUCUAUUUGGGGAGGUUCUGGCAAGUGGGGUCAAAAACUUUGGCCGAGCUUCUUGAGAAGCUUUCGAACUCAGGGUCCCCCGUGGAUUGUGUUGUCUAUGAUGCAUUCAUGCCUUGGCCCUUGGAUGUCGCCAAGAAGCUUGGAAUAGCGGGGGCAGUUUUCUUCACACAGUCUUGUGCUGUUGACAAUGUCUACUACCAUGUCCACAGAGGGCUGUUGAAGCUUCCUCUUGCUGAUGGUCAGUCUCAAAUUUCACUUCCUGGGUUGCCAGCGCUUGGUCCUUUGGACUUGCCAUCGUUUGUCUACGAUUGUAGAUCUUACCCAGCUUUCUACAGAAUGCUUGUGGGUCAGUUCUCGAAUGUCGACAAAGCUGAUUGGGUCCUGUGCAACACAUUUUAUGAGUUGGAAGAACAAGUGGUGGAUUGGAUGGCUAAGCUUUGGCGAUUGAGGACCGUUGGACCAACUAUACCGUCCAACUACUUGAAUAAGAGACUCAAAGGUGACAAAGAGUACAAUGUCAACUUCUUCGAAUCCGACAAUGAUGCCUGCAUAAAAUGGCUAAACAAGAGGCCAAAAGGUUCCAUUGCUUAUGCAUCGUUUGGCAGCAUAGCGAAACUCGAAGAUGAACAAAUGGAGGAGCUGGCUUGGGGCUUGAGGAGGUGCAAAAGUGGUUUCUUGUGGGUGGUUAGAGAAUCAGAAGCGGCCAAGGUCCCAAAAGGGUUUAUCGAGGAGACAUCUGAGAAGGGUUUAGUGGUUUCGUGGUGCCCCCAAAUGGAGGUUUUGGCUCAUGAGGCGGUUGGAUGCUUCGUCACACAUUGCGGUUGGAACUCGACUUUGGAGGCAUUGAGUUUGGGGGUUCCGAUGGUGGCGUUGCCGCAGUGGAGUGACCAGCGUACGAAUGCCAAGUACAUUAUGGAUGUGUGGAAAGUCGGGGUUAGAGCUCCAACUGAUGAGAAAGGGGUUGUGAGACAAGAAGUAGUAGAACAAUGUAUAAGUGAAGUAAUGGAGGGGGAGAUAGGGGAAGAAAUACAGAAGAACGCCGCAAAAUGGAAAGAAUUGGCCCGAAAAGCAGUGGAUGAAGGCGGAAGCUCUGACAAAAACAUUGACGAGUUCAUUGCAAAACUGCAGAAUCAAAGCUAGUGCUAAAGUCCUACAAAAUCGAAUCGAAUAACUGUCUUGGUUUGUAGCAAAAGAAUCGAAUAUCUGUGCUGAUCUAACUCGACCUUAUAGGUCCCACCUCAUGUAAGAGUUGCACU